Messenger RNA from Camelus dromedarius (Arabian camel), 1186 nucleotides. It is a transcript of the gene POLR3H, whose product is annotated as RNA polymerase III subunit H. Gene Ontology annotation, molecular function: DNA-directed RNA polymerase activity; DNA binding. Gene Ontology annotation, cellular component: RNA polymerase III complex. Lineage: Eukaryota; Metazoa; Chordata; Mammalia; Artiodactyla; Camelidae. Gene Ontology annotation, biological process: transcription initiation at RNA polymerase III promoter; DNA-templated transcription. The transcript is spliced from 6 exons. The coding region runs from base 332 to 946 and encodes 204 amino acids. The record is from RefSeq and is a predicted model, not a curated record.
UGGCGCGCGGUGCAUGGUGGUGGCGCGCGGUGCAUGGUGGUGGCGCGAGGCGUUUGGCUUGGCUGGGCGGGGCGGGCGCCCGCGCGGCAAGGCCGCGCACCUUUCCCGCUGGACUGGGAGACCUUCCCGCUGAGCCUGUUUCCUCUCUUUGCAGUAGCGGAGCAUGCCCCGCACGGGGCACCCCAGACCCUACCGUGCAGCCCCAUUGCCGGCCCGGAGCGUGUAUCUCAGCAACUGGGACUGGACGGAGGCGGCUCGGGGAUCCCCACUGCCCCGGGUCUGGGUGCGUGACUGACCCUCCCGGUGCCAGAGCCCCCCAGCACAGGCCAGGAUGUUCGUCCUGGUGGAAAUGGUGGACACCGUGCGGAUUCCCCCCUGGCAGUUUGAGAGGAAGCUCAACGACUCCAUUGCCGAGGAGUUGAAUAAGAAGUUGGCCAACAAGGUCGUGUACAACGUGGGACUCUGCAUCUGUCUGUUUGACAUCACCAAGCUGGAGGAUGCCUACGUGUUCCCCGGGGACGGUGCAUCACACACCAAAGUUCACUUCCGCUACGUGGUGUUCCAUCCGUUCCUGGAUGAGAUUCUGAUUGGAAAGAUCAAAGGCUGCAGCCCGGAGGGAGUGCACGUCUCUCUAGGGUUCUUCGAUGACAUUCUCAUCCCUCCAGAGUCACUGCAGCAGCCAGCCAAGUUCGAUGAGGCGGAGCAAGUGUGGGUGUGGGAGUAUGAGACGGAGGAAGGGGCGCACGACCUGUACAUGGACACCGGCGAGGAGAUCCGCUUCCGGGUGGUGGACGAGAGCUUCGUGGACACAUCCCCCACCGGACCCAGCUCGGCCGAGACCGCCUCUUCCAGUGAGGAGCUGCCCAAGAAGGAGGCUCCGUACAUACUUGUGGGAUCCAUUAGUGAGCCCGGCCUGGGUCUUCUCUCCUGGUGGACGAGCAGCUAACCCUGGGACUUGACCAUGGACCCCGCCCAGUCCUGCAGACCCCGUCCCACCUUGGGAAGGCUGUGUGGUGCCGCUGGCCCUGAAGACAGCAGCAGCUUCUGCAGAUACCGAGGAGCUGAGUCUCUGCCCCACCAGGUUGUCCCCUUCCCUGCUCCUCCCGGAGCCACCCCCGAAGUCCAGAGGUCCUCAUGGCCUUCUCUCAGUGACAGCAAAGACAGUUAAUAAACAAUGGUAGCCUCA